Trichobilharzia szidati is the source of this 1973-nucleotide messenger RNA. The record is from the annotation of a GenBank genome assembly. Lineage: Eukaryota; Metazoa; Platyhelminthes; Trematoda; Strigeidida; Schistosomatidae.
AAAAAAGUAAUUUUAACUAAUAGCGAGAAAAAAAUUAAGCGAAAUGAUAGAGGUCAUGGUCACUACAGUAUUCACGCUUAAGUCAAUAUCAUCAUCGUCAUUAUUAUUAUUACUACUACUCUCUAUGCGAUGCAUAAUAACACAUGAAUUUAAUAAUUUUUAGUUUAUUCAUUUUCAUCAAUCUAGUAAUGUCCUAUGUAAAUAAAGUUGACGGAGAAGAAAUACAGCCAAGCGAUUUACACACUGAAAUAGUCAAUGAUUCUAUGAAUAUUGGUAUAAAUGACAUUAUGAAAGUGAUCGAGACUCUAAACAGUCUUUCUAGCAAGGAAUAUACAUCUAUCGAUUAUCAUGACGAUGAAGUAGUAGACGAGGAGAGAAAUGCUGAAGUGCUUCGAUAUCCACGUGCAGUGACACCAUCACCUUCACCGACAGAAUUAGAUUCUGAAUAUAAAAAUAUCCCGUGCAGUUUUAAAUGCAUUCUUCGACCUAAAAUAAACAGUCGAGAAAGCAAAAAAGUGUAUUCAACAGCUUUACAUUUACCAGAUAAAAAUACCGCCAUAUUGGAUUGUUUUAAUUCAUCUUUAUCCAUAAAUCAGACAAUUGAACAGAAUCAACUAUUGAACAUUAAAUGGAAUAAAUCAGUAACAAGUCAAUGUGUUACACAUUUUACUUCUCGUCUAUUGCAUAUUGUUAUAGGAACAUUAUCAAAUGAAACAAAUGGCAAUCUGUUCACAUUCACUUCAAGUCGAAUGAGUACUGCAAUAUAUAAUUAUAUUUUAACGCAUAUUAAGCCUAUAACUGAUUUAUAUAUAACAAUUGCAUUACCAUUAUUUCGAUUGGAUAGAAGUGAUUUCAACAGAUUAUCACCAUGGUUGCGGUAUAUAUCACUGGAUGGUAAAAUGUUACGUCACCUGGAUGUUAUGCUUGUAGCUAAUUUAUCCUUGGAUUAUUUUAUUAUACAAGAUUGUAUUAGAAAAGAAGAGACAAUGAUUAAUCCCCACGAAUCUUCUUUGCCAGAUUCAAGAAUUGAAUUGAACAGGAAUAGGAAUAACAAUAAUAAUAAUAAUAACAAUAUAAGAAAUAUUGAAAAUGAAUGUUUAGUCUACUGGAGAUAUUCUUGUCCACAUUAUCCUGAAUUUAUCUUAGUAGCUGAUUUAAAAGCCCAUGAACGACGAUGUCCAGCGAAUACAAAACGCUUUCAAGCAAUAGUGUUAGAAAGAUCACUAGAUAGUGAAGAAUAUCUUCAACAAGAGAGUAUGAUGACUACGCAACCGGUGACGAGUAGCCUUCGUGCAAAACGAUCACCAAAACGUACUAAAACAAAGGGAUCACAGUCUUCUACGUUAGCCACGACGCAAGCAUCAUCAUUGUCGACUACAACAGAAGAUAAGACCAUCACGCCCAGCCCCACAACAACAUCAACAACAACAACCGAAUCGUCUACACCGACACCUGUAAUGCCUUCUUCAUCUCAACCUCCACUUGUAAGUCAACUCACUUCUAUCUCAUUGCAUAAUCAAACAUCAACUGAGUCAUGUGCUUCUAUGGAUAAAUUUCUAGGUGUACUAGAAGAUUAUUUAGACAAACAUACUACUAAUAGUAAUAAUGAUUGUGAAGAGAAACUAGACUGGUUAAGAAAUAUGAUAACAGUACUAGUGGCCAUCUUACUCUUAAUGACUAUGAUUCUCUUAGCAGCAUUAAUUAUGCUGAGUUAUUCUAUCAGACAAUAUAUGAUAUUACAACGAGAAAAUAAGAUAAGAUAAAGUGACCGCCCGCCCUCCCUUUUCAUUUUCUAUUUCAUUUAAACAAUGUACAGAUUUCUUUCGAUUGUUAUUCGCACACAAAUAUAUACAUAUAUGCAUAAAAUCAAGUGUAAUCAUUACUACUAUUUUUUACAUUGGCUGUUAGAGCGCCAGAAACGAUUAUUCCGUAAUCUGUUCUUCUCUUUUUUGUGAUUAUUAAUAUAAUUUUCG